AUGCCAGCACCAACAGGUGCAGCCUCAGCAGAGCAGAUGCCCAGCUCGCCUGUGCAGGCGCAGCCCACAGAGGCGAAGGAUGCAGCUUCAGAGGAGCACCAGUCGAGCAGGCAAGCUCUGGAGCAUGCACAGGAAUCUCGGAUAGAAGGAGCAGCCUCAGAGGAUUACCCACAGAGCGGACAAGCUCCGGAGCAUGCGCAGGGGACUCAGGCGGAAGGUGCAGCCUCAGAAGAACACCAGCAGAGCACCCAUGAUCAGGAUGCGCAGGCGACAGAGGCAGAAGGUGCAGCCUCAGAGGAGCAUCAUUCGAGCAGGCCAGCUCUGGAGAAGGCGCAGGCGACAGCAGAAGGUGGAGCAGUGGAGCAUCUCAAGCAGCGCAGCAGCGACAUUCCCCUGCGCCAGCGCUACAAGAAAAUCCAGAUGGAGAGGGAACAGCGCGCAGCACGCAUCCAGGCAUCAAGCUCGUCCGUGGGCAGCGCAGAGCCGGGGGCGGCCAGCACGGUGGUGGCGCGCAUGCACUACAUGACAGCGGCCGAGAUGAAGUGGACGAUGUCAUUUCUGCACACCGCUGAGGUGGCAGCCGCAGUGUUUCUUGCGCUGAUUCUGGUGGCCAAGCUGCGCGGGAAGGACCAGUGGCUCGCGACGCAGCGCAACCUGAGCAUUGCUGAUGCAGCAGUCUUUUUGUUCCUCUUCCUGUUGCUCUUCGGGCUUUUCGCUGCCUUUGCUGCGCACGUCCAAUGGGCCUCAAGGCACGGCCGAGCAUGGCCGCAGCGGCAGCGCCGGUCUGCGGCGAUCCUGACGGUGGAGGCGCUGACUCAGAUCGCCAAUCUAGGCUUUGUGGUGGCGGCUGAUGUGUAUCUGCUGGCGCGGCCGUGCAAUGUGCGCUCUGAAGUCACCUUCGGCCUCGCCUUCGGCAACUGGACCUGCUGGAACACCCUCUUCCUAAUUUUGACGGUGCGGGCACACAACCUGAACAUGUGGCAGGACAGCGAUGGAGCACCCAGGGGUGACCGCGCCGAUGCUGUUCUCCUCGACGCCCCCUGGAGCGUUCAUGCGCCAAAGCUCAUCCUGUGGGCUUCAGUGGAGGUCAUGAAAGCUGUGCAACUUUUACGCAUGUUGCAUGACGGUGGUAUCAUGAGCGCGCCGUCCUGUAACAAGGCGUUCAGCGGGUGCCGCCACAAUGCCACCUAUGUUGCGCUGGCUGGCGCCAUCUUUGCAGUCUUCUUCGCGUACUUCGGACUGUUCUUCUUCUACCUCGGCCGCGCCUUCCGCCAGCUGCGCGCGCACAACUACAGGGAUUUCCGAGUGACCAACCAGACGGCGCGCCUAAUGUUGCGCACUCGGGUGACAAGCAUUUUCAUUUUCGCGGCCGGCUUUGUCAUUUAUUAUUUUGUGAGAAUGGAAUCCUGCACUGCGUGGACGGCCUCCGCUUCUGGCUAUAUGCCGCUGCACUUAGUAAUGACCACCAAGAUAGGCGUGCUGCUGUACAUGCACACGCCCUCCAAUGCGCGCGGCAAGGACCAUGUGCUGCGGGUCUGGCUGGAGCAGUUUUCGUGGACGGAAGCGGCCAAGCCAGGGAAGAUGGAGCAGCGGCGGCAGCAGCUUCCGGCUGACAGCGCUGCAGGGAAUGCCAUGCAUCGCGAGCCCAUGUUCUGCUUCGAGACGGCCAUCAAGCUCUACUAUUUCUCCCACAUCAUCUAUUACUACGAGAAGCUGGACGGCGUGCUGCCGGAGUGUGCGGCAUGUGCCAACAACCCGGUGGAGCAUGUAGGCAUGAACAGGGAACGCCUUUCGCAGACGAUCGACCACCUGCGGCCCCGCCUUAGUCAUCUCAAUGACAUCAGCGGCCCGGUGCCACCGCCUGAUCGUGCGCUGGAGCCCCCGCCCUUCGCCACCCACCUGUCCGGGGGGGUGAGUAAUCGCACAGUGUGCCCAGAGUGCUGCACCGAGAAAGACCCGGCAACAACCCCUGGCGGGGCGGCGGCAGCUGCCGCGAAGCUGGACUCGCUGGAUUUUGCGCUCGGAUUGUACAAGCUCGAGGACCUGGAGAUGAUGUGGGAGAGAAGAUGGGACACUGUGGCGCUGGCGUGGCAGCGCGCGUACCCGCCCGGGCGCAGCGGCCGGCUGCUGGGCCGCCUGGCAGUGCACAACGGCUUUCUGAAGUCCUACAUGGCCAACAGCUUCAGCGAGCGCAUCGUCAGCAAAGUGGUGGACGUCGUGCGAUCCCACAACUGGCCCAGCACUCAGGUGUUUGUCACCGGGCACUCCCUGGGCGGCGCACUGGCGAAUUUGGCGGCGUAUGACAUCGAGAAGGGUCUAAAAUUGGUGGACAGAAAGACGACGGUGUCGUGCUACACAUUUGGCGCCCCCCGCGUGGGCAACUAUGCCUUCGCGCACGAGUACACCGCCAAUGUACCAGAUACCUGGAGCAUCAUCAAUGACCAGGAUGCGGUGGCGCGCAACGCGAAAUUCUGGCUGCUGUACAAGCGGCCGGGGCAGCGAGUGCUGAUCAAUGAUCGAGGUGACAUGCUCCACUACUUGUUGUCCUACCGCGACUCGCUGGCUGCCGUCUGCUCUGCGCAGAUGAACCGCAAGAAACGCGUUCAGGGUGGCCUGGCGGGGGUGAUGGUGUUAUUGGAGGGAGAUGAAUUCGUGCGGGGAAUAUUGGAGCCUGCCGGGCUGACGCUGGCGGACGUGCGCAACCGCAACCUCAUCUCUGGCAAGUCCCCUCUGCAGGAAUGCCCCUGGACGGCCUCGCGCCAGCUGUCACGCCAUUGCUCCUCAGCCGUCAGGCCCAUGAGCACUGUUGCAGAGCAGCCGGUGUCUCCCUUCCACGAGGUGGAGCUAUCACCUGGGCUGAAGCUAGCGCGGUCGAGCGCCGCCCCGGCCGAGCCGGCCGAGGAAGAGCGCGCGGAUCAGCCGCAGCCGUCGAUGCGGCGGCAGCACACCAAGCACACCAGCAACGACUUCUGGUGGACCGCGCUGCCCAAGAGGGUCAGCAGCCGUCCGUUAGGCCCGCAGAUGACGGCCUCUCUGGCCGGCCUGCCGCCGCGGCCGGCCCCGCCAAAGCAGAGCGCGGUGUCAAGACAAGUGCAGAGACUCUCGAGAGCCUUCUCUGGCUUUGCAUUCCUGCACGGCGCGGACUCGAGCCAUUCUGAUAGGCACCAUUCCCUCGGUGCAACAGCCAGCGUUCUCGCAGGUUUAGCAGAACUGCUGCGAGGCAAAACACCGACGCCGUUAAUCGCCGCAGCCGCGGCCCCGGCACAGGAGGAGGAGGUACACGCCGCAGACGUGCAGUCAGCGGCGCCGCUCCGGGGGGUCCGGUUUGUCGGUGGCGAGCGGGGGUUCCCUGGGGGGUCUGAAGGUGGGUUUAAGCCGUUGUCGCAUGAGGAGCUGGCUGCCAAAUUGGGCAACAUGGAAGCCGGCCUGCACGUGGCUGCUCCGCGCGCGAAAGAGCAGAUAGCAGGGAUUUGA
Coccomyxa subellipsoidea C-169 is the source of this 3474-nucleotide messenger RNA. RefSeq lists its product as hypothetical. The record is from RefSeq and is a predicted model, not a curated record. The coding region runs from base 1 to 3474 and encodes 1157 amino acids. Gene Ontology annotation, biological process: lipid metabolic process. NCBI's taxonomy places the organism in Eukaryota, Viridiplantae, Chlorophyta, Trebouxiophyceae, Coccomyxaceae. The transcript has 18 exons.